Zootermopsis nevadensis is the source of this 1246-nucleotide messenger RNA. The record is from RefSeq and is a predicted model, not a curated record. NCBI's taxonomy places the organism in Eukaryota, Metazoa, Arthropoda, Insecta, Blattodea, Termopsidae.
UUAGUUCGUGUGUACUCUGCUCAGGAACGCCGAAAUUUGGCAGUUUACCUUCUGAGCUGCAACCAGCCAGCGCAGAGUUAAUCUUCAGCGUCAUGAAGACAAAGUGGUUACUCUGUCUGUGUGCAAUGAGCAUGUGCACUGCCAUCGACCAUCCGAAUCCAUGUGAGUCAGAAUUCGGUGUCGGAGUACAACUCAACAACGUGAAUUUGGGUACCCUGCACCCAAACCAGUAUCCAGUCAACUUAUCGGCACUCGUCUGCCUUGAUCUUAAAAACAGCGGGCUCAUCGCUUUGGGUGUCGGCGUAUUCCAUCAGGUGACCCGCCUGAGGACUCUCAUCAUCAGAAAGAACUCGCUGGAAACACUUCAUUACAGUUUGUUCUCAAAUUUACACGGGUUAGAAAUCCUGGAUUUGAGUUAUAACAGAUUAGUCUUUCUUACCGAUCCACGUCUCUUCAUGUACCAGAUUCGUCUCAAAGAACUCGAACUGUCUCACAAUAAGCUCACUGUAAUCGAUGCUCAAGUAUUGGGGUCACUUCUUGACCUCAAAAUGCUUAAUUUAAUCUAUAAUCCGUUCAUCUGUGACUGCGAUCUCAGAUUCACAAUGAUGUGGUGUAACUUACGGCAAAUCUACACCGGAGCAACGUGCAAUGAACCUUUUCUUUAUUCAGGUUUGCCAUGGACGGUGCUCGGACCUACCGAAAGAUGCAAAGAUUUGCCGCUACUGAAAAAUCUGAGCAAAAGCAACGCGGAAUUGACAUCGGAAAAGAAAGAAACUGAACUUGAAAUGAUUUUAUUGGUUGUUGGAAUAUCCAUAGCAUUGCUUUUCUUAUGGUGCAGUCUGAUCGGUUUUUGUUUGUGGAAGAAAUUAUCAAAAUGGCGUCUAAAAGGAGAAAAAAGAUUUACAUAUGACGACGUUAUGCGAAAUGAGGACUAUUAUUAUGAAUAUGGGAAGCAUUCUGCAGAAAAUAGGAAGAAACCAGUCUUUGUUAAAAGUGCUUCCUAAUUUUUCUCUGUCAACUAUAACCUCCCAUAAAAACAUUUGAAUUUAUUUUAAUUCGUAAAUACAACCGAAGAUACUUGUCUGUCUUAUUCAGAAAGAAAUACAGGCGAAUGAUUCAUUACUAGUUUAUGACAAGCAAUCUUCCGAGACAACUAAUAUCGUAAUUAUCUUUAAAGAGGGACGUUCAGAAUAAUUUGAUUUGUAAUUGUGAAAUCGCCUAAUAAAGAAUUUAAUUUACAAAGCGA